UUCUAUCUUGACUGUCUGUCUGUCUGCAGUGAGUACUACCACUACCGGCAGGCGUGGAUCCCCCUGCGCUGGCUCCCGGCCGAGUCUGUGUUUGAGGAUGACUUCUCCACCAAGUCAGAUGUCUGGGCCUUUGGGGUGCUCAUGUGGGAGGUGUUCAGCCACGGGGAACUGCCAUACACCAAACUCAGUGAUGACGAGGUGCUAGAGGGUCUGCAGGCCGGCAAGAUGAAGUUACCCGUGCUUGACGGCUGCCCCUCCAAAGUCUACAAGCUCAUGUGCCGCUGCUGGGCCCCAAGUCUCAAAGAGCGUCCCUCCUUCAGCGAGGUCGUCAACACCCUGGGGGAUCUGUCCUCCGACAGCAAUGUCUGAAAGGAGGACAACUGAACCCACCCCAAGGAGUGACAUCUCCCCCCCCCCAAAAAAAAAUAAAAAUAAAUAAACACAGAAAUUGGACUCUGAGUCACACACAUUUCAGGGACCAGGAGUUAUUAUUUAAAAGGGCGUGUGGAUAAGAACAAAACACUUUUGUUAUACCAAUGGAUUGGAUUACAUACCGUUGAGUGUGUGUAGAUGGUUUCAUGUGAGGAGGACACGAGUGCCAGGAGUUUACAUUUGCCUUAAUUGCAGCAUGGAAGGCAUGCCCGCUGACACUGUCCCUAUUGGCCCAUGUGGUUCCAGUGGGCCCAUGCCUGGCAUGGGUCUCUCAGGGCUGGUUUGUCCCAGAGACGCUCUCACUCUCUUUUGACCCGCGCAGCACAGGAACCAUAAAAACUAAAGUGCCUCUCCUUGCCAACCUGAACUUCAAUCUACCAACUCUAAAGUCCCCCCAACCAAUCCAGGAGAUCCUAAGCUACUUUUAUCCAUCAGGGGGAACUUUCUGUAUGUGCUGGACUGGACUCACCCCGGAAAGCUGUAUCUAGUGUGAUUCAGACUUGGAAUUUGCAGCCUCUAAUGUGUGCCACUGAUGCUGUUUUUCUGAUAUCUAUUGAAGAGGCAAGAUCUGAGUAUAAGCACCAAUGGACAAGAUUUUUACUGAGUUUUAAACUUGAAAGUCUGUUACGCAUUGUGUCUGGGGAACUCAGUGGAUUGACUUGUCUGUGUUAAUUAUAUACUUUACAGGAACAAAUGUACUAUCAAAUGUAUAGCCAAGGAAUAUUUUUGGUGAGUGAGUUAAAAAACAAAAAUCUCUUAUGAGUGUGUUACAAGUGUCAUUUUAACUCUGAAGUGCUCGAUGUUGACCAUCAUUGAUGGGAUUACCGUAUAAUAGACCACAUAUUAGCUGUAUAACCAUGUUAUCAAUUUAUCAGUCUGUCAUUAU
Molecule: messenger RNA, 1318 nt
Organism: Oncorhynchus masou masou (cherry salmon)
Lineage: Eukaryota; Metazoa; Chordata; Actinopteri; Salmoniformes; Salmonidae
Product: inactive tyrosine-protein kinase 7-like
Exons: 2
Coding region: 142-369 (75 amino acids)
Biological process (GO): protein phosphorylation
Molecular function (GO): transmembrane receptor protein tyrosine kinase activity
Source: RefSeq, a predicted model, not a curated record